Stylonychia lemnae is the source of this 1347-nucleotide messenger RNA. The record is from the annotation of a GenBank genome assembly. NCBI's taxonomy places the organism in Eukaryota, Ciliophora, Spirotrichea, Sporadotrichida, Oxytrichidae.
AUGCUUAAAUCAAGCAAAAAUACAUUAAGAACUUACCAAGAUUCUAUUACUCCUGCAAAUUGCAGACUUAUGCUGUCAUCUAUAAAUAGUAUCAAGGACUUAGGCAAUUCUUAGAGCAGAGAGAGUGCGAUGUCUGUUAAGGGAGUUGACAAAAAAUAGUACAAUAGUAUCAAAUCAACGGCAAAUGCGAGUCAUCAACAUAAUCGCAAAAGUUCCCGCAUUAUUGACAAGAGGUCUAUUAACCAGCAUCACUUAAAUCAUGCAGAAAACGCUAACGACACCAAUGAUAAUAAGUUUUUCGAUGAGACCAUUAACGAAAGGGACAAUUUAAUCAAAGACCUUGAACAGGAGUUGAUAAGCGUCAGAUCUGAGAGCGAUAUGUACAAGGAGAAAAUUAAAGAUUUGGAAAAAUGGCUAGUAAUGUUUCUAAACAACUUCUAUGAGGGCGGAGACCCUAAAGCUAUUAAAAGCGUUGAGGAGGGUUUGUAAAGAAUAGAGGAGUUAAGACAAGAGAAGUAUUCAUUCUAAAAAGCAUAUAUGCAGCAGCAUAAACUGAAUCAAGAUUUGCAGCAGUAGUUUGCUGAGUUUAAGUUUUAGACUUAACUUAGAGAUGAAGAAAUCAGAAAAGGUGGGGAGAUUGAGCAGUUAAUUGUUUAGAAGUCUUAACUGGAACAAACUUUAGUCUCGCUAUCAGAGGAGGUAGAGAUAUUGAGUCAGAAAAAUGAGAAACUUCUGAAAGACCUUAAGUCGCAUGAGUUCUAUGAGAAGUAUUACUUGACCUAAAUAGAGUUGGAAAGGCUAUAAAUAUCGCAUGAUCAAUUAAUACAGAUGUUAAAGGUGCCUUCAAUGAAUAGCACUGCUCAUCAAUCUUAGUAUGUAUCAGCUAAGCAAUCGGUGAUUCAUCAGUUUACGCCUAAAUCUAGCUUUAUCUGUGGCUUGGAGAAAGGCAGUAGCAUGUCCUCUCCUAGAGGAGGUGUGCUUCAGUUCAGUAAUAAGGCAAUAGGCAGCAAUUAUGAUAGAAACAGUAUUUAGUUUGAAAACCAAAGAAAUGAUCGAGAUAAUCAGCAGUCAUUCUUCUCCUUUUUAUCUUGUGGAGGCUGCUCAGCUAAUGGCUAGCAAAAUUCUUCAAGAAAUCAUUACAUUGGUAUUAAUUAAAUUGAAAAAUAGUCCAGAGAAGAAGAAAUGAGGGUCGAUCUUACAAGUACUAGCCAUAGGCAAAAUUUACAUUAAUAAUAGUAGCAAAACCAACUGACUACUGUUGAUGAUAACAAAUUUGAAACUUAUAAAGAAAGAGAUCAUAGCUAGUCCUUAAAUGUCAAGGUUAAAAGAUCUCAUUUUAGCUAAUGA